Molecule: messenger RNA, 1570 nt
Organism: Rosa chinensis
Lineage: Eukaryota; Viridiplantae; Streptophyta; Magnoliopsida; Rosales; Rosaceae
Product: probable disease resistance protein At4g27220
Exons: 1
Coding region: 68-1513 (481 amino acids)
Molecular function (GO): ADP binding; protein binding
Source: RefSeq, a predicted model, not a curated record
CACAGAACUGGUCGAGUUCAUUGUGGAAUCUGUCUCCCGUAAAGUCUUACCUGCUGUAGUUGUGCCCAUGGGAGAGUUCGAAGAGUUUCAAGCAACGAGACAAGCCAUGAAUGAAGUUAUGAAGGCGCUAAAAGAUGAUGAAGUCGAUGCCGUUGGGGUGUUCGGCAUGGGAGGUGUCGGCAAGACAACCAUGGUAAACCAUGUGGUAAACCAUGUCGGUGCACAAGCCCGCAAAAAUUGGAUUUUUCAUCAUGUGAUUAUGGCUGUCGUUUCACAAAAUCCUAAUUUCGAAAAACUUCAAGACGCGUUGGCAGAGCAAUUAGGCUUCAAACUCUGGGAGCAAACAGAAAUUGGAAGAAUUGCUAGUUUGAAUAAGGAGAUAAUGAGAAGAGAAAAACUCCUUAUAAUCUUGGAUGAUGUUUGGGGGAGAAUAGAGUUGUCAAAGAUAGGGAUUCCCAGCUACAAGGAGCUUCAAAAGUGCAAGUCCAAAGUGCUACUCACCACAAGGAUAAAGAAUGUCUGUCAUGUCAAGAGAUGCCAAAGAAAGAUCACCCUCGGUGUCUUAUCAGAACAAGAUUCUUGGACCUUGUUUCUGAGAAAUGCAGGAAUAAUGUCUUUUGAGUCCACCACAUUUGAGAAUGUGGCGAGAAGGGUAGCUGGAGAAUGUAAGGGUCUACCGAUUGCAUUGAUAGCAGUUGCAAGAGCACUCGGAGAUAAAGACUUAGCGGAAUGGGAAAAAGCAGCUCAACGACUAGAGAAGUCUCAAUAUGCCAAUCCUAACCAUGAGGAAGAUGCAUUCAAAUGUAUAAGAUUAAGCUAUGAUUACUUGAAACAUGAAGACCACAAGUCAUGCUUCUUGCUCUGUUGUCUAUACCCAGAAGACCAUGACAUCCGACUAGAAAACUUAUUCAAGUAUGCAAUCGGGACAGGAUUGUUUCGACGAGAUGCCGAAACAAUCGAAGAAGCUAGAGGAAUAGCAGAUUCAGUGGUCAAGUACCUGAAAGAUUCUAGCUUGCUUUUGGAUAGCGAGAAAAAGGGAUAUGUAAAGAUGCAUGAUGUCAUCCGGGAUGCAGCCCUGAAUAUUGCAAAAUCUGAAGACGGGCAUGGGUUUUUGGUAAAAGCUGGCUGUGGUAUGGAGGAUUGGCUGCCACGCGGAUUACAUGAAGGCUGCACUGCUAUUUCACUAAUGAGGAACAAGAUUCGCAAGCUACCCGAAGAAGAGUUGGUAUGUCCAAAUCUCCAGAUUUUAUUACUAAAACGGAACGCUGGUUUAAAUGAGAUCCCAGAAAAAUUUAUCCAAAGUCUUAAGGAAUUAAGGGUAUUGGAUCUUAGCAACACUAGUAUUUCCUUACUACCCCAAUCAUUCAGUCUCCUUAUCAACCUCCAAGCUUUGUAUUUAGAUUUUUGUGAGAAAUUGAUUGACAUUUCCAUAGUGGGAAAACUUAAGAAGCUUGAAAUUCUUAGUAUAAGAGAAUAUCCUCUCAAGGAAUCGUCCAGAGAAAUAGGACAUUAGACCAAUCUAAGGAUUUUGGAUGUCAGUUCUGCUGGUCGUGGGGCUGGAUGUACAAUU